ACUUUGUCCCUGAAGAUCUCUGCACACUGAGAGGAGCUGACUCGUUCAGGCACACGACAGAACAUCACUUUUCAGAACUCCAGCAUGCCUUCAAUGAAACAUGAUCCUGUGACAAGUGCUGUGUUCUCAGCAGAUGAUAUUCCAGCUGAAGAUGAUCAAACUAUUUUAACCUCUGACUGUGCUCCCACUGCUGCAGUUUGUGGCGUGGUUGCACUGGUUGUUUGCAGUUUGAUAGUCACUGUCGUCCGGUAUAAAUGGAGACGGGCCAAAGCUGAUUUGCAGAGGAAAAUUACAUCUCUUCAAAAUGAAUUACAAAAGAGGGACAGGGAAGAACAGGAGAACAUUGCACAGGUGGUUUCCAGCCUACAGGGACUGAUAAAGGACCUGGAGGCACAGAGAGAUCAAGUCAAAGGAGAACUGAAGAGAGUUGAGGCAGAGAGGGAAGAGAACAAGAGGCAGCUUUGGUUAGUGGAGGCAGAAAUAACAGAGAGAGAAAAGCUAUUUGACAAACCAGAAGGAUUAUUGAGAGAUAAAGAAAAGCUACUGCAGGAUCAGUGGAAACUGGACGAGACAAAGAGGAACAUAGAGAGACAGAUACUGAACUUAGAGAGAGUGCUGGAGCCAGUGGAGAUACAGUUUAGUAGAAUGAUCAGGAAGAGAGAUGUCCAGAUAUCGAUAGAUUAGACAAACAGAAGGCAAAUUAGAAAUUAGAAAUCACUUCAAAUGCUUUAUCCAGCUUAUCGUGGAGGAAACAAACAAAAGAUUGGAUUGUGUUAUUAGAGAUGUAGAGGAGCUUAAGACCAGCUUAGAAUUCACUCAAGAUAAGUUGGAAGAUAUGAGAAUGGGACACAAGCAGAUGAAAAGAAAGAUAAAGUCUUUUGAAAAUAACGCCAUGAGUUGUAAGCUGGGAGUGUAUGAAAGGUUUGCCAAGCUGGACUACAGUGAAAAUCAGUACAGGAGAACAAACAUUUUAAUUGAUGGGAUUGCUGACGAGAAAGGAGAAACCUGGAGUGACUCAGAGAAGAAGGUUCGACAAAUCCUCUCUAGCAACCUGGGACAAGAUGGCACAAAUAUUGAUAUUGAGCGUGCUCGGAGAAUUGGCCUGUACUGGGAGGGGGGUAUGCCCAGGAAAAAAGUUGUACAGCUUUUAAAGACAGACAGUGUAUCCUUUCCCAAGAAAUUAAGGGGCACAAACAUCUAUAUAAAUAGAGACUUCUCAGAGGCUGUGCAACGGAGGAGGAAAGAGCUGCUGCCCAACAUGAAAGCUGCCAGAGAAAGGGGUGACAAAGCCAGCUUGAAGUUUGACAAGGUGGUUAUCAGGCCCAGAGGUGGACAAACACAAUCAUGAGUUUAAAGCUAUUGAUGUUUUAGCAUUUGAUCUUAGAAUUUUGCCUCAUUUUAAUUUUUUCAUGCAGUUCUUAUUUAUUUUAUGUGCUCAAAUAAUAACAGUACAUCUUUGCCAAGGAAGGGUUUGGUUUUGGCUCGCUAAAUACAUGCAGCUUUAGAAACAAGGUUCAUGAGAUUACCAGAAUCUGCUUCUCUGACAAUAGUCAUGUUUUAGCAUUGUCAGAACACACCUGGACGAUACUUUUGAUGAUUUUCAGCUAGCUGAUGAAGGAUGUAGGAUAUAUAGAAAAGAUAGGGACAAAUAUGGUGGUUGCAUUUUAUGUUUAGGGCCACAUUUCGGCUUUUCUAGGAAAAGAUGUGCUCUAAAUUUUAACGGCUCAUCUUGGGGAGGUAGACUGUACAGCCUAACCCAGCGGGGGAGUGUUAUAGCCUAGCAAGACUUCCCUCCAUGGGUCUACCUCCUCUGUGA
Messenger RNA from Epinephelus lanceolatus (giant grouper), 1816 nucleotides. The record is from RefSeq and is a predicted model, not a curated record. Lineage: Eukaryota; Metazoa; Chordata; Actinopteri; Perciformes; Serranidae.